AUGGAAGCAGCUAUUGCUCAGAGGGUUCACUACCCAUCAUGGGUUGAUUGUAGAAAGUUCGAGAGGAAGCCGCACGGUUCGUUGCGGUAUUCUCAGAGAAUUAAGGAAGAGAAAAGGUUCAGAGGUGUUGCUUUGGCUCAUUUGCAACCUGAAAGAAGAAAUGAUCGACGUGGAUCAGUUUCUUCAGAGGUUUCAUGUUCUGAUAACAACUCUGCAGCAUUGUUGCAAGCAGGAAGUGUUCAUCCAUUUGAUGAAGAUCUAAUUCUGAAGAGUAAAGCAGAAGAGGUUAAACCGUAUCUGUAUGGACGAUCAAUAUACCUUGUUGGAAUGAUGGGUUCCGGGAAAACAACGGUGGGGAAGUUAAUGUCUAAAGUGCUCGGAUAUUCGUUCUUGGACUGCGACACUUUGAUUGAGCAGGCGAUGGAUGGAACUUCUGUGGCAGAGAUAUUUGUGCAUCACGGUGAAAGUUUCUUUAGAGGAAAGGAGACCGAUGCUCUAAAGAAUCUCUCGUUGAUGUAUCAAGUUGUUGUUUCCACCGGUGGUGGUGCAGUUAUAAGACCCAUUAACUGGAAGUAUAUGCAUAAAGGAAUCAGCAUUUGGCUAGAUGUGCCUCUAGAAGCCUUAGCUCAUAGAAUCGCUGCUGUUGGAACUAAUUCAAGACCAUUGCUACACGAUGAUUCAGGAGAUGCAUACACUGUGGCUUUCAAGCGUCUUUCGAGUAUUUGGGAUGAGCGUGGUGAAGCAUACACGAACGCCAAUGCCAGAGUCUCCUUAGAAAAUAUUGCAGCUAAGCGUGGCUAUAAAGAUGUAUCAGAUCUCACACCAACUGAAAUCGCCAUUGAGGCUUUUGAGCAAGUUCAGAGCUUUCUAGAAAAAGAAGAAACUAUGGAGAUCCCCGACGGCGACCUCUAG
Messenger RNA from Microthlaspi erraticum, 912 nucleotides. NCBI's taxonomy places the organism in Eukaryota, Viridiplantae, Streptophyta, Magnoliopsida, Brassicales, Brassicaceae. The record is from the annotation of a GenBank genome assembly.